Molecule: messenger RNA, 1538 nt
Organism: Elaeis guineensis (African oil palm)
Lineage: Eukaryota; Viridiplantae; Streptophyta; Magnoliopsida; Arecales; Arecaceae
Product: protein SENSITIVE TO PROTON RHIZOTOXICITY 1
Biological process (GO): response to aluminum ion; response to acidic pH
Source: RefSeq, a predicted model, not a curated record
UCUCAAUCAGGACUGGGAAUCCUUGGUCCUAACCCACUGUACCGGCGCUGCAGCCUCCCUUCUACAGAACUCGUAUCUACGAAAAUUGCCGCUUUUUUCUACCUUUCGGACUUCCCAGAUCCGUCGGUACCGAUGAUCGGCUCCGGCAGCCGGAAUCCCGGCCAUCCCUCCGCCGGAAUCGACCCCUCGUCCAUCCCCAUCUCCGCCGCGCGCGGCGGUGACGACUCCCGGUCAGACCCCAUGGCGAGCGCCGACCCCGGCCUCCCCCUCCUCAACCUCUCCGUCCUCGGCCAGAGGAUGGACUUCCUCCGCCGCUUCCUCUCCGACUCCGUCGAUCGCCGCGCUUCCCUCGCCGGCGAUCAGCUCCAGCUCGUCUCCGCCGAGAUCGCCUCCGCCGUUCACCAGACGAUCCUAAACGGUGCCGCCCUCCUUGCCUCCUCCCAGCGCUCCGGUCCCAUCCCCAUGGCCGCAGUCGAUCCAGCCGUCGGAAGAGCAGCGGAUCAGAUCGUUUCCGGCCCGGAUCCGGCGAGCUCAGCGGUGGCGGAGGAGGACGGCGACGCGGUGGAGGAGGGCGACAUCGUGGAGAUCGACGCGGCGGAGCUGCUGGCGGAGCAGGUCCACUUCUGCGAGAUCUGUGGCAAGGGUUUUAAGCGCGACGCCAACCUCCGGAUGCACAUGCGGGCCCACGGCAACCAGUUCAAGACCCUGGAGGCCUUCUCCAAGCCGCCGGAGCAGGACGGCCGCAGGCCGGACGGCGGCGACGGGAGGAAGGUGAGGUUCUCGUGCCCCUUCGCCGGUUGCAACCGGAACCGUUGCCACGGGCGCUUCCGGCCGCUGAAAUCGGUUGUGUGCGUCAAGAACCACUUCAAGAGGAGCCACUGCCCAAAAAUGUUUUCUUGCCACCGGUGCAGCAAGAAGAGCUUCUCGGUGAUGGCCGACCUCAGGAGCCACAUCAAGCACUGCGGCGAGACCCGGUGGCGGUGCUCGUGCGGGACGAGCUUCUCGAGGAAAGACAAGCUUUUCGGGCACGUUGCUCUCUUCAAGGGGCACCUGCCGGCGGUCGGGGUGGGGGAGGAGGAAUUGGUGGUGGGAGGCGGAGAGGAUAUUGGAAGGGGAGGAGGUGAGCCAGUUGGUGGAGAUAGUUUUGAUCUCGAGUUCUUCGAGAGGUUAAUGAAGGAAUUGGAAGGGAUUGAAGGUGGUAAUUGGUCGGCACGCCAAGCAUCUAACAGCAUGGUGCCAUCUUAUUAUCAUCAGCAACUACUCCACUCAUUUUGCUGUCUCUUCUAAGUAUGGAUAUUACUACUACGGAUGGGACACAGGAUGUUCAUAUUCAAACUGCAUGGCUUCCAUUUUUGGCUGCUACUGGGAUUAUCACAAUAAAGUCAUUUGUUCUUUGGCAUUAAUAUUUUUUCCUUCUGAGAUUUUGAAACACUAUUACUGUUCUCAGAGCUGCUGUUUUGGUUUUCUCAGCACAUGCUCUGCUAUUUCUUAUUUCUGCAUCUUUCUUUUGUUAUUUAUGCAUAGAGUCACUUAUGCUA